AUGAUCUUGCAACAAUCAGCCUUGAGACAGGGCAGACCAGCGGGUGGUCGUAAUAUCCGAUGCUGGAACUAUUUUGGAAAUGAUAACUCGAGAUUUAUGGCGGAGCACGGGAGGGGAUUGGCAAACAAAAGUAUUCAGGACAGUCAAUUGAAAGAGGCGCUGGCGAGGGAGCAUGUCAAAGACUUGGAGAACCGGGAGAAGGCGAAAAAGAAAGCCAAAGCACUCGACAAGGACUUCUUCAUCUCAGUCCUAGGCUCCUCGGCCACGAAACGCGAAGCGAGGUCCUACAUUCAGCGCUUCACUCCUUCCGAAGAAGUCCCCUCUGCGACUGCGACUGCCAAACCGGCGCCUCAGUCACAACCAUGUGGUGUUAAUCUCGGUGGCUUCUACGGGCCUGCGGCGGUGACGAGGAGUCCAAAGUUCGUGCAGCAGCCUGAAAAGCUGGCCCGGGAUACUGCGGGACCGCAGUUGCAUGUUGCAUUGGUAAAGAUCAGGGCUCCGCAGAUUUUGGACCACAUCACGCUCGAUGGUAUUGGAAAAACACUUGCGCAGCUUGCUAGACUGGGGCUAGUGAGUGUAGUGGUGGUCGAUUGCAACAACUCAGGCCCGCCUUAUGGAGAAGGAAUCAGCAAUAAGGAUUGGAAGACGGCGGAGAUUGAGCAGGCGAAUCGCUUGGUUGCUGCCAUUGAUGCUAAUCGGGAUACGGGGGCUCGGCUUGUGGACAAUAUCAUCGGGGUUUCUGAGGAGCCGGCGCGCCCGGGGUUCGGGCAGACGAGGGCACAUGUUUCGAGUCGCAAUCUGCUGAUGGUCCCGCUGAGGAGGAAUAUAAUUCCGGUCAUUCCUUCAAUUGGGUAUUCGGAUGCUCAACAGAUUGCGGUGCCAAUUUUGGCUACGGAUGUUGUGUUAGCCCUCACGAGAGAGUUAGCGGGCCUUCCCUUGACUCUAUCGCUCGAUGAGGACCACAAGGUUUUACAGACGGAGUUGCAUGAUGUCAAGAGGGAAGCUUCAUUAGAUCGGCUCAUUGUUCUGGAUCCGCUUGGAGGUGUACCUUCAACUGAUCGGGAUAAUGGCUAUCACGUCUUUUUGAACAUGGAACAAGAGUUUGAGCCGAUUAAGCAGGACUUGCUCAAGGGAUUGUAUCCACAAAUGGAUCAAAGCUCGCUAAAAGCUCAAGCGAAGGAGGAGAGCUCAUCAGACCCAGGACUAAGCAACCUCCUUUCGAAAUUCGUCGAGCUUGAGGAUCCGAAGCCAUUGGUUGCCACGCCUAGCGAGGAAACCACUGCGAAGCCUAAAGCCGAGAACUGGUACCAUCUCCAGAAUUUGCAGCUGGUCCGCGGGGUCCUGUCUAUGCUACCGACCAGCUCAUCUGCUCUCUUGACAACACCCGAAGAGGCAGCAAACUCUAGCAAUGAUGCGCCGUUUCAAGCUGCGAGAGUCGGCACCAGACGUCAGCGAAAUCCGCUCAUCCAUAAUUUACUCACAGACAAGCCUGUCUUCUCUUCCUCUUUGCCAGUAAGACGUCUAAGUCAACAGACUUCCGCAACUGAGAAUUCGUCACCGGCAGAAAGAAUCACUCCGACGACCUUUGCAAAACAUGGCAUGUCCGUCUCUAUCUUCCCAGACCCAUCAAUUUCUCCGUGGCAACCACCGAUUCCUGGCCAAGCAAAAUUGACCUUGACGGACUCGGCAAUUGACCUGCCUCGGUUGGUCCACCUAAUCGAGGACUCAUUUGGCCGCAAACUUGACGUCCAAGGGUAUCUCAAUCGAGUAAACAGCCACAUCGCUGGAGUCAUAAUAGCCGGUGAGUACGAAGGCGGCGCCCUUCUAACCUGGGAAACACCCCCCGGCGUCCCUGACGAUGGGCUCCCCUCAAACCGCGCUCGAAUGGUGCCCUAUCUCGACAAAUUUGCCGUGCUCAAACGAGCCCAAGGAUCCGGAGGCGUAGCAGACCUGAUAUUUAAUGCCAUGGUGCGAGACUGUUUUCCUCAGGGUUGCGUGUGGCGCUCGAGGAGGAAUAACCCGGUUAACAAAUGGUACUUCGAGAGGUCGAGGGGGACGUGGAAGGUGCCGGAGACGGGAUGGACGAUGUUCUGGACGACGCCGGAUUUGGGCCUGGAUAGGCAGCGGUUUGGGGAUUACGAGGGCGUUUGCAAAAGUAUUGAGCCUAGCUGGGCAGACAACAAGCAGGUUUUAGAUUAG
Drepanopeziza brunnea f. sp. 'multigermtubi' MB_m1 is the source of this 2199-nucleotide messenger RNA. RefSeq lists its product as uncharacterized. The record is from RefSeq and is a predicted model, not a curated record. Gene Ontology annotation, molecular function: L-glutamate N-acetyltransferase activity, acting on acetyl-CoA as donor. NCBI's taxonomy places the organism in Eukaryota, Fungi, Ascomycota, Leotiomycetes, Helotiales, Drepanopezizaceae. Gene Ontology annotation, cellular component: mitochondrial matrix. Gene Ontology annotation, biological process: L-ornithine biosynthetic process; L-arginine biosynthetic process.